AUGAUGAAGGCAAGUAAAUCCGUUCAAUGUGGAGAGUACUUCAGAAAUAGGUUACAGCUCCCUGUGCAUCAAAGAACCCAUACAGGGGAGAAACCUUUUGAAUGCUCCAAGUACAGAAAUAGAUUUAAUUGUGGAAAGAGAUUUAGUUGGAGUGGGAAUCUUCGACUACACCAAAGAACCCAUACAGGGGAGAAACCUUUUGAAUGUUCAGUGUGUGGAAAGAGAUUCAUUGACAGUUCUACUCUUCAGCGGCAUCAGAGAACGCACACAGGGGAUAAACCUUUUGAAUGCUCAGAGUGUGGAAACAGAUUCAGUCAGAAUGGCACUCUUCAGCAGCAUCAGAGAACUCACACAGGAGAGAAAUCUUUUGCAUGCUCAGAGUGUGGAAAGAAAUUUAGUCGGAGUGGCAGUCUUCAACAGCAUCAGAGAACCCACACAGGGGAGAAACCUUUUGAAUGUUCAGUGUGUGGAAAGAAAUUCAAUAGGAGUGUCACUCUUCAACAGCACCAAAGAACCCACACAGGGGAGAAACCUUUUGAAUGUUCAGGGUGUGGAAAGAAAUUCAGAUUAGAAUGA
This is a messenger RNA of Gekko japonicus, 576 nucleotides long. Its product is annotated as zinc finger protein 2 homolog. The coding region runs from base 1 to 576 and encodes 191 amino acids. The transcript is spliced from 3 exons. The record is from RefSeq and is a predicted model, not a curated record. Lineage: Eukaryota; Metazoa; Chordata; Lepidosauria; Squamata; Gekkonidae. Gene Ontology annotation, cellular component: nucleus.